AUGUCUUCAAGCGCUUCAAUCAACUCAGUUGAUUCUCUCGAGGAACUCUAUGGCACCAACACAGCUACCGUCUCGCAUGUUGUUGAAACGCCCAUGGAAGAGGUCCGACGCUUCUUCCUGGGCAAAAGCCAUACCCAGAUAUUGCAGUAUGGCCUUGGUAUGGAGAUACCCGGCGCACCACCACUAGCGGCGCAUACCAUCGUUGUCACCAUGGAUUGCGAAAUGCACGAGAUAGAGCCACGAGUGCUGACAGAAUAUGGGCUCAAUACGUUUUCGCGGAAAGAGAUGGCGCCAGUUCUCAGGAGUCCCGGUAUACAUGGGGAGAUGAUCUUGCGGAAUAUCUACUACUAUCACAUUCGUGUACGCGAGAACGCACACCUUAUCAACUGGAGGUUCGUCCGAGGAAACCCCGAAAGAAAUCACUUCGGCUCAACGCGCUUUGCCACGAAGGAAGACGCAAAAGAGUUCCUGAUCGAAACACUCGCGUGGCCUGUCGAUGAUGACAACGAGGAUGGUCCUAAAUGCCCAGUCAUAUUUCUCGGCCACUCAGUCCAGAACGACCUUCGGAUGCUGCAAGAAGAGCUUGGUAUCGACCCCAAAUUCGACAGCAACGUCGUCGCCAUCAUCGAUACCCAGAAGAUCGCGAACGAGCAGGGUAUUCGUGGAAAGGGUCAGGAAAAGGGCCAGCAAAUCGCAUUAAAAACUUUGAUCCCACACUUUGGCGUGGAGUUUCGCGAUGGUCACACGGCUAGUAACGAUGCGGCAUAUACCAUCAUCAGUGCCGUACAGAUGGUCUUGAAGAAUUCGCUGCCGACCGACCCAACCCGCUCGCUGCAGGACGUUGUGGACGGUGUCGCGAAGGAUAGUAAGGGGACUGUUGUGGCAUUUGGGGUGCCUAGAUGGUGCACUGAAUGUAAGGUUGCCAGCCAUCUUGUUCAGCCAGGAUGCGGGGAAAAGUUCAUUAAGAUAGAAAGAGGGAUGAGGAGUAAGUCUUCUAAGCGGUCGUGA
Messenger RNA from Alternaria hordeiaustralica, 1008 nucleotides. RefSeq lists its product as uncharacterized. The record is from RefSeq and is a predicted model, not a curated record. Lineage: Eukaryota; Fungi; Ascomycota; Dothideomycetes; Pleosporales; Pleosporaceae. Bases 1 to 1008 code for a protein of 335 amino acids. Gene Ontology annotation, cellular component: nucleus. Gene Ontology annotation, molecular function: nucleic acid binding. The transcript has a single exon.